GUUUAUUUGAAACUGCAAAAAAGCACGAAUAUGUUUUGUUUCCGAACGAAAUCUGGGAAAGUAACGCUAGUUAAGAUAAAAAAUAUUGAAAAUGACUCUGCAGAGGAGCUACCAAUUAAAAUAGCACCUAGAAGAGAUGCAUAUGCUUCCGUGCCAAUACAAGCAAACGAAAGUUUAGAAUUGCGAACCUAUCCUAAGUCAGCUAGCGAUGAAGAGUCAAUGAGAAAAGCAUUAAAAGAUAAUGAAUUUUUAAAUAACAUGUUAUCGGAAGAAACUAUUGCAUUAAUAAUUGAUGCAAUGGAAUUAAAAACAGUUGGUGCAAAUGAAGUUAUCAUCAAACAAGGAGAAAAUGGAAAUGCCAUUUAUAUCUCAUCAAAAGGUUCAUUCGAGGUUUUGAUAAAUAAAAAGCAAUAUUCAAAAUUCAAUGAUAUAAGAGUUUUUGGAGAAUUAGCUUUAAUGUUCGAAAAAAAACGCUUGUCAACAAUAAAAUCCCUAACGGGAGGAGCAGUAUGGCAUUUAAAUAGAAACAUUUUUUUCACAAUAUUAGCCAGAAACAACAUUAGCAAAGACCAGGAACGGUUUAACUUUUUACAAACUGUAGAAAAAUUGAAAGACAUACAGCCUGCAACAUUGAGAAUUGUGGCCAAUUUACUGAAAGAUGAGUUUUUCAAAACUGGAGCUACAAUUAUUAGAGAAGGAGAUUCUGGUGAUCUUUUUUAUGUGAUAAAAGCUGGUUCUGUAACUGUAUUGAAAGAAAGUGAAGGUUUUGUGAAUAAACUAUCAAAAGGUGACUGUUUUGGGGAACUGGCAUUACAAAAUGAAGAUAUUAGACAAGCCAGUGUUACUGCAAAUGCUCCGGGUGUCCAAUGUCUCACACUAAACCGAAUCGAUUUUCAAAAUUAUUUCGGAAAUAUAAAAAUUACUGAAAUUCACGUAGAAAAACUGAAAUCUAUCAAUGAAACACAGCCAGAAUAUAUGGAUAUUCGCUUAAGUGAUUUAGUAAUUAUUGGAGCAAUGGGCAAGGGAGGAUUUGCUACUGUUAGUUUGGCGAGAGUGAAAAAGAAAAAACACCUAGUAUUUGCUCUAAAACGAAUGACCAAAAUUGAUAUUUUAUUGGAAGAAAAGCAACAACAUGCAAUAAACGAAAGAUAUAUUCAUUUAAACAGUAUCUCACCGUUUGUAGUCCGACUUUACAGGACAUACAGAAGCAAAAAAUACGUCUACUUUUUAAUGGAACCGUGUUUAGGUGGAGAUUUAUUUAAUCUUCUAGAUCAACAAAAAAAUAGGAAAUUUCAAAGAGACGAUGCCCAGUUUAUAAUUGCAUCUGUCCUAGAAGCCCUCUUCUAUCUCCACUCGAGAGGAAUCGUACAUAGAGAUUUGAAACCAGAAAAUGUGUUUAUUGCUAAUAAUGGAUAUUUCAAACUGGGUGAUUUUGGAUGUGCAAAGAAAUUAGAUCCAACUGGUGGAAAAACGAAUAGUUGUGUUGGUACUCCCGAGUAUACUAGUCCUGAAGUUAUUUUGGUUAGAGGGCACGAUAAAGCUGUCGACUACUGGGCAAUAGGAGUUUUAAUUUAUGAACUAUUAGCGGGAAAAACUCCGUUUCGUAGCAACACUGCCCUUAGAAUUUAUCAAAAAGUUUUAAGAGGAAUCAAUUCAACAAAUUUUCCUGUGGACUUUGAUGUUGAUGCUAAAAAGUUGAUAAUGAAAUUUUGCAUACUAAAUCCUUGGGAUAGAAUGGGAAUGUCCAGGGAUGCCAUUGAGAGGAUUAGAAAUGAUAAGUGGUUCAAAGGUAACUAAACUAUUAUUGGUAGGUGGUAUUUAUUUAUUUAUUUCCAAUUACAGAUUUCAAAUGGAAUGAUUUGGUUGAGUGCAAAAUAAAAUCAAGGUUUAAACCAAAUUUGAAAAGCAAUACGGAUUUGUCCAAUUUCCAAAAAAUACCAAAAGGUUAUUUCGAAGAUCCAGCUGAUGAAAUGUCAGGAUGGGAUAAAGAUUUCUAGGAACUUGAUUAUAUGAGUAUUUUGCGACUAUAAGAUAUAAAAAUAUCAGCUAAUAAAUAGGCAUAUUUAAAAAUAUCAACGGUUUGAAUAAGCUAGUUAAUAUUAUCAGAGUUUUUGUGAAAUUUGGACGAAUUCUUGUUAGGUUGAGAAAAGUACGAUUGCGCUUAGUUCACGAAUUAUUUUUUAGCUUAACAUGAGUUGAAAGUAAACUUGACCGUCAGUUUGAAAUAUUUCAGUUAUUCCAGGGCGAUCAGAAAGAUGUCAAUUCAUUGUACUUUUGAUCAUCGCAACCCAUUUCUUACUGAUGCGCUCAUGUGGCUUUUCGUGCAGUGCAAUAUCGAUAUCUAUUGCCAUAUUCCGACAAUCGCGAAUUGAACAAAAAUUAAACCAAAACUGUGGUAAUACGAAAUGACAAUAUCAAAAGUUGAGCAUCAACUUUGACGAUAACUUUACGACUAAACAGAGAAAAACGCCUUGUUCAACUGGACCUUCGUAUUGUGAUCUACCGUUCAAAACAUUAAAAACAGCUCUUAGUUCGAGCCCAAAUCUGAGCAAUCCACAAGAAAAAUUUGUCGCCAGUCGACCAAAUCCUGCACUGGGUAGUCUUAAAAGGAAACGUGUGGUUCUCAUGUUUCCAAACCAUCGAGAGAAUAUGGGAAAAUUCACAGAAAUACUAAAUGCAGAAAUGGUUGGUUUGCAGCAUGUGACAAUUUAAUUUGUGCUGAUGAGGUGAGGCUGAUCAUACUCUUUCGCCGGUUUACAACGUUAAUUUCUAAUCCGCUGGUAUCUUGGCCAACUUUAUUGGAUUUCGACUUGAAAUUGAAAAUGGAACAAAAUAACGUUGACCCCAAAUUAAAAUAUUUAUAUACGUUCAAAAUUUUAUUAUUUAGUCACCAAGCGUGAUGUCAUCUCCUAAAUCAAAUCAAUGAACUUGUUAAAAGCGAGGCCAAAGUAAUUAAAUAGGUGAUUUAUGGCCGCACGUGUUUUUCGGCUUUCUUUGUGUUGUCCUCACAUUCUUAAACCAAAUCUGUUGACCCCGAUAAACCAGGAAAUUGCGACAUAAUUAUUCGAUUUUAAAGAAAUAAAAGAGGAAGGUUAUUGAAUGAUGAAAUUAAGAAUUUUUGGGGGAACGAAACCUAUGAAUACAGCGGUUUUAGAAGUGGAGUACCAGUUAUCAGUUGAGUUGAGUUUAAGUUCAGUCCAGUUUGAGUUAAAGUCUACAGUACCUAAUGAGUCAGUCCGGAUAAAAAUUCGCGAGAGUUUCUUUUAUUUUUGCCUCGAGGAAAACGCGUUUGAUUGGAUCUUUGAAAAAGUAACGAAAAAUUGUGAAAAAAAGAACAUUUUAAUUCGUUCAACAUUAUGUGCGAGCUCUAGAGAUUUUUGAAGUAAAUUAAAUUAAGUAAUUUUACGUGUGAAAAGUUAAAUGUAAGUACUCUAGUGACUAGUAAAACUUUUUGACUUUAUAAAUCAUGAAUGAAUAUGAAGUGAAUUACCUUUGGAGCUUUAUUGCAUAAAUAUUAAUAACUCGAGUGUUUUGACUAUAGAAUAUUAUUGCAUAAAUUUAAUUGCCUUCGAGUAUAAUGGCAUUUUAAAUCAUUGUGCAGAGAAUUAACAAAGGAAAAUUAUAAUGCUCUUAGUAAUAUUUGAUUUUGAGUAGGAAUUAUUAAAGAAUUUUGAAUUGGAUUGUCCAAUUGAAGUUGAAGGGCUAUAGUAACGAACUAAUAAGAAUUUAAAUAAUUGUGUAUGUUGGCUAGGAAUUCGAAAAUAGUAAUUGUUCUGUUUAAAUUGAUCCUUAGUAAAAGAAUAAAUCAUUAAAUGUAAUGGGAAAUUUUGACAAGAAACUUGUUGUUCAUGAAAUGAGAUUGUUGACCUUAAGUGCUGAAAUUUUGAAUUAGGGUCUUUCCAUUUAGAAAUUAUUGUAAGGUUUCUAUAAAAAUAUAGUUGAUAAUACAUAUGUUCUUAAUUCAGUGAGUAGGAUUAUGAUUUAAAUAAUUAUUAUGCAUAAGCUGUCAGUAAAUGACUUAGGAGUUUUAAGAAUUUAUAGAUGUAGGUGAAGGGUAGUUUUAAUAGGAAUGUGAAUCGGAAGUGUUGUUAAAAAGAGUAAAUGUAAAAACGUAGAAGUUAUUAAGAAUAGAAGAAGUAGGGCGUUAUUUUUUUUGUAUGGAUAUUUCCUGGUCCGUAGUAAUGAAAUUUGAAUGGAUGUGAAAUAAUUUGAGUUGAGGGAAAAAUAGAAGUGGCUGUCAGAAUAGAAAAAUACUUGCUUAUUUAAAUUUUUGCUUUUAAGUAUAAUAAAAUAUAAUUUAGUAAACCUUGAU
Messenger RNA from Ceutorhynchus assimilis (cabbage seed weevil), 4312 nucleotides. The record is from the annotation of a GenBank genome assembly. NCBI's taxonomy places the organism in Eukaryota, Metazoa, Arthropoda, Insecta, Coleoptera, Curculionidae.